Leopardus geoffroyi (Geoffroy's cat) is the source of this 5384-nucleotide messenger RNA. It is a transcript of the gene RBM19, whose product is annotated as RNA binding motif protein 19. Lineage: Eukaryota; Metazoa; Chordata; Mammalia; Carnivora; Felidae. The record is from RefSeq and is a predicted model, not a curated record. Gene Ontology annotation, molecular function: RNA binding. The transcript is spliced from 22 exons. The coding region runs from base 126 to 2891 and encodes 921 amino acids.
CUGAAACACGUGAUCUUGUUCCGGCUCGCCAAAGAUGGCGGCCCCCAGAGCGGGAGCGUGAAAGUUGUUGGUGAAAGACGCUGUCCACCUGCGCUGGCAUCGCAACCCAGUGGGGAUCGUGCGCCAUGUCGCGACUGAUCGUGAAGAACCUCCCGAAUGGGAUGAAGGAGGAGCGUUUCAGGCAGCUGUUUGCCUCCUUUGGCGCCCUGACCGACUGCAGCCUGAAGUUCACCAAAGACGGCAAGUUCCGUAAGUUUGGCUUCAUCGGCUUCAAGUCGGAGGAAGAGGCCCGAUCGGCACUGAACCAUUUCCACAGGAGUUUUAUCGACACAUCCCGGAUCGUGGUGGAGUUCUGCAAGUCGUUUGGGGACCCGACAAAGCCCCGGGCCUGGAGCAAGCAUGCCCAGAAGACAAGCCAGUCUAAGAAUCCCUCAAAAGGCCAAGACUCCGUCUCAACAGAACCUAAGAAAGAUGACAAGACGAAGAAGGUAGCGAGUGAGCUGGAGAAGCUGAAGAAAGACGCCGAGUUCCGGGAGUUCCUGUCGGUUCAUCAGAAGCGGACGCAGACAGCCACUUGGGCGAACGAUGCCCUGGACGCCGAGCCCUCGAAAGGGAAGGGCAGGCCUGCCAGUGACUACCUGAACUUCGACUCCGACUCGGGGCAGGAGAGUGACGAGGAGGGGCCUGGGGAGGACCCGGAAGAGGAGGGUGGCCGCGAACCCAGGGCGGCCGUGCAGCAGGAACUGUCCGACAUGGACUACCUGAAAUCCAAGAUGGUCACCUCCGAGUCGCUGUCAUCCUCGGAGGAGGAGGGGAGCGAAGACGAAGCUGUCAGCUGUGCGGACGGGAGCGAGGCCGUCCGGCAAGACGGAGGGGGGCGCGCGGCUGGCCCAGAGCAGGACGCGCCGUCCAGGGACAAGAGGCCGGGGGCGGCCGGAGCUGAGGCAGACAAACCAGCAACCCAGAAGGAACCCACCACCCACCACACCGUGAGGCUGCGGGGAGCCCCGUUCAACGUCACGGAGAAGAAUGUCAUGGAAUUCCUGGCCCCGCUGAGACCAGUGGCCAUUCGAAUAGUGAGAAAUGCUCACGGGAACAAGACAGGGUACGUCUUUGUGGAUUUCAGCAGCGAGGAGGAAGUGAAACAAGCUCUCAAAUGCAACAGGGAGUACAUGGGCGGGCGCUACAUCGAGGUGUUCAGGGAAAAGAACGCCCCCACGGCCAAGGGGCCCUUGAAGAACAGCGCCAAACCCUGGCCAGGCCGGACCCUCGGGGAGAACGAAGAGGAGGAGGACCUGGCCGACUCUGGGAGGCUCUUUGUACGGAACCUGCCCUACAGCAGCACCGAGGAAGACCUGGGACAGCUCUUCUCCAGAUUCGGUCCCCUGUCUGAGCUUCAUUACCCCAUUGACAGCCUGACCAAGAAACCCAAGGGCUUUGCCUUCGUCACCUUCAUGUUCCCCGAGCACGCCGUGAAGGCCUACGCGGAGGUGGAUGGGCAGGUGUUCCAGGGCAGGAUGCUACACGUGUUACCGUCCACCAUCAAGAAGGAAGCCAGUGAGGACACUGAUACCUCAGGAUCAUCGUCUUAUAAGAAGAAGAAAGAAUCUAAAGACAAAGCCAACAGCUCCAGCUCUCACAACUGGAACACGCUGUUCAUAGGCCCAAAUGCUGUGGCCGACGCCAUUGCACAGAAAUACAGCGCCACCAAGAGUCAAGUGUUUGACCACGAGACCAAGGGCAGCGUGGCCGUGCGUGUGGCCCUAGGGGAGACCCAGCUCGUUCAAGAAGUUCGGCGCUUCCUCCUGGACAACGGGGUCAGCCUGGACUCCUUCAGCCAGGCCGCAGCCGAGCGAAGCAAGACUGUAAUUCUGGUGAAGAACCUCCCGGCGGGCACCCUGGCGGCCGAGCUGCAGGAGACCUUCGGCCGAUUCGGCAGCCUGGGCCGAGUGCUGCUGCCCGAGGGCGGUGUCACCGCCAUCGUGGAGUUCCUGGAGCCCCUGGAGGCCCGCAGGGCCUUCAGACAUCUGGCCUACUCCAAGUGUCGCCACGUGCCCCUGUAUCUGGAAUGGGCUCCGGUGGGCGUCUUCUCCAGCUCCGCCCCGCAGAAGAAGGAACCCCGAGACGCCCCAGCGGGACCUGCGGAAGAGGGUGCGGCGGAGCCGGAAACCUUGCCAGACAACGAGACCCCGGAAGGUGAAAAGCCAACAGAGAGAGGAGCUGAGGACGCUCCAGCGAAAGAGGAGGAAGAGGAGGAGGAGGAGGAGGAGGAGGAGAGCCCCCCCGGGUGUACCCUGUUUAUUAAAAAUCUCAACUUCGCCACGACCGAGGAGACCCUGAAGGAAGUGUUUUCCAGAGUGGGAAUGGUGAAGAGCUGCUCUGUUUCCAAGAAGAAGAACAAGACAGGAGAGCUGCUCUCCAUGGGAUUUGGGUUCGUGGAAUACAGGAAGCCGGAGCAGGCCCAGAAAGCUCUCAAGCAGCUCCAGGGUCACAUCGUGGACAGCCACAAGCUGGAAGUGAGGAUCUCGGAACGAGCCACGAAGCCAGCUCUGACGUCUGCUCGGAAGAAACAAGUGCCCAGAAAGCAGACGACCUCAAAGAUCCUGGUGCGCAACAUCCCCUUCCAGGCCGACAGCCGGGAGAUCCGAGAGCUCUUCAGCUGCGAGAUCAUUAGCAUCAGCCUUAUAUUAUCCUGCGCGGUGAUACAAGCAGCCAGGACCAUCCACCUUCCCCAGCAUUGUCCUCCGGCCGGAGGAGCGGCAGCCAUGAGACAGCGCCCGCCCGGCCGUGGGACGUGGACAGGUCGCUGGGCCUCCUGGCCGCUGGUUUUCUCACCUGGGGAAACAGAAACUGUAUUCAAAAUUUUUCUUUUAAUGUUUAUUUAUUUUUGAGAGACAGAGAGAGACGGAGCGUGAGCGGGGAAGGGGCAGAGAGGGAGGGAGACACGGGAUCCGAAGCGGGCUCCAGGCUCCGAGCUGUCGGCACAGAGCCCGAGGCGGGGCUCGAACCCACGAACUGCGAGAUCAUGACCCGAGCCGCAGUCGGACGCUCAACUGAGCCACCCAGGCGCCCCUGGAGUCUGUCCGUAAAAAGCCGAGCACCUCACAGGCAUUCGGGCAUUGGCGCCUGGGGCCUCGGCAGCAACAACCGUGUCUUGAAGCCUUGCCUGUUCAUCUCAGGGCUUCCCGGACCUCGGGGAGUUCCUUCUAAGAUGGAACCCUAAUCUUGCAGCUGCCCCUUCAGCCUCAGCUCUCUCUGGUGCCGUUCUCAGAAGGGAGGGAGAAACCCGUUCACAUAACCAUUUCCCUGAGCCCUGGAAAGGACUAGGGAUUUCCGAAAGGACCAGGGCCUUUGGACACCGUAUUUCACGUGUGCAGACAGGGGCUGUGACCUCCCCAAGGCCCCCCCUUGGAUCUCUGCACGUGGUCCCUCGUGGAUCCAAGGGCACCCCUCUGCCGUGCACCCCGCCCCCCCACCCCGCACCAAGCUCUCAGUGCCACGUCCUCCCGGCCCCGUAAGCACACCGCCUUCCGCCUCUCCUCAUCAGCUUUUCUCUCCACCUUUUAAUUAUUUUCCUUGCCUUUCUCCAGACCCUCAGCUGCUUGCCAUGCACAGAACGUCCUCAGCUUGCAGUGCGCGGCAGAGGGAAGAAUUAACCUCAGCCGUUUGCCUCUCCCCCUCCCUCUCUCACGCACACGCUCACAUGGGCCAACUCGCCAGAAAUCAGGGCUACGGGGAGACCUGGGCAGAGGCCACGGGGACCAUCGAGGGACAGGAUGGUAAUCCGUGGGGGCAGAGGCAGGAGGCUGGCACAUGGCGUGAGUGGGAGGGACUGGGACUCAGUCGCCCUCUCUAGCCCUGGGGUCUCGGGUGAGUCACCGGAUCCACGGGAGUCCGAGCAAGCCCUUCCCAGCCACCCCCUUCCAGCUCUACGCCAGACGGGGGGGCCAGACCUCCGAAAGAGGACCCCCCUCCCCCCGCGCCCCGCCACUCCUGAAAGUGGACGGCCCCCGUCCAGACAGUUGAAGGAAAACCGAACGCUGUGCAGUGCAAAGAGAGCUCCGGCUUAACAUCAGACCCGCCCGGGUUCGCAUCCUAACCCUGCCACCUGGUAACAGGAGCUGCUGCCUCCCUGAGCUCAGUCUCCCCAUCUGUAAAAUGGAGGUGGGGAGACUAAUUCACCUCGGUGCUGUUCGUACGUACCCCGUGGUCUGUUUUCACGCAGUCCUCGGCACGUCCCCGUGUGUGUCGGCGGCUAGGUACGGGUGGUCGUGUCUGCGGUCCGGGGCUCCUGUGUUCUUGCUUGUUCAUCCCAGUGAGCCAGGCCCUGGGCUCCUCGCUGCGGAGCCCCUGAUAAGCAAGAUAGAUGUGGCUUCUGCUGUUGCAGAGCUGAGCUCCACCCAGCCUCAGGGGGAGGCAGAGGGCACCCUGGUGUCCACACCAGUGCCCUGGUUGAGAGGCACGGCGAGCCCGCCACGGCCGGCAGGAGCCUGGAGCCUGGGGCAGGGAGGAGGGAGGACCCCCACACCCAUCGGGGGUCCGCACCCUUGUCGGUACGGCACCCCGCACGGCCUGGGCACACGGGUGCUCACCGAGGCCUUCUCUUACCAGUCUGACUGCUGUCGCGGUCUGGUCCUCGUGCCCUUCAGGCACACCCUCCCUGCAGCACCCCCCCCCCCCCCCACCGCCGUGUCCCUCUGAAGCACCCGGAGCCAAAGGACCAUUUACCCAACGAGCCUGCGAGAAAACUCGGCCAUCCCCCCGCCCGCCCACCCGCCCUGGCCGAGGCCCUGGGGCUCCCGCGGAGGAGGAGAGGCCGCGUCUGUCUGUCAUGGGCUGUGUCGGCCUUUAGGUGGCACAAUAAAGCAGGGUUUGCAGGCUGGACUCCUCAGCCCUCCCACCUCACCUUCCUGCUUGUCCCCACCUGCCCAGCCCCUGGGCCCCAGCCCUGCCGCCUGAAGGAGCCAGAGAGCCUCAGCCGGGCGGGCAGACCGACAGGGCCCCACCGCCUGCCCCCUCCAGCCCCUCCCCUCCCCGGGAGGCUGGCCCUCUCCCCAGCCUGGGGGGAGCCGCGGGGGGAGCCGCGGGCAGACGUGCAGAUUCAUUUUGAGGAUUCAUAAUGCCGCAUUUACCCACCAUCCUGCCUUCGGAAAUUGGGCCGGCCGAUGCCUGGUCAUGCUGGCAGGGCCGCGGGUUAACGCCUCGGAUUUAGCUUAUAUCAUUUCACGAGGGCUUACGGCCUUUCCUGUGUUUUUCACCCAAUCGGUCUUUGGCCCUGAAGCAUCCUGGGCCGUUGAGCCCGCGUGUGUGUGUGCCCGGGCGCCCGCAAGUGUGUGGAGAUUUCCAAAUACAAUAACAGCUCUUCAGACGCCGCGCACAUUAAA